GCAUUGCUAACCAGUAAACUCUGCGUGACUCAGUGCCUUGCAAUAUGCUUGUGGCGCCAAAGAAUUCAUAUGAGAGGUACUUAUUCAAAUUUUGCGAUCAAUCUUUGGACAAAAGUGACUUGCAACGAACGCACGGGUACUUGUGCACGCGGAAAACUACGUAGCACCAGUUAAAGCCACUUUUUGAUCGUUUUUACGUGUGUUGCUCGACUUAGUGCUGACAUAUAUGUUUGUCGAGAAACUUUACACCAGCAAAAAGAUACGUUUUGAGCGUUUGUUUUGUGCAAAGAUGUGAUACGAUUACAAACGGAAGGGAAUUAUCCAGCGGAUUUGAACAAUAAUUGUCUCUCAAUGGGAUGUCCACGUGGUCAGCAAUUAUAAACAACCACCUGUUGCAUGAUACGUGUGAAUACAUUAGUGCGGCCGGCUCUGGACAUGAAUGGGUCGCGAAUGAAUGAAUGUUACAAACCAAACCAAGACAACUAUAUCCUCGACUUUCUCGAACUCUCAGAAAGUUAAAAUAUAACCCACAAAGAAGUGGUCAUUGAAACUCAAAUAUGCUGAAAGAUUAUUAUUUUGAAGAUUUGGAGGUGUUGUCCCACACGGCUCGUGAAGUGUGGUUAGCAGAACAGUGCUCAGCCUUUGAAACACAAAUACAGAAAUUGUCACGUGAAAGAGAAAAGGACCAUUUUCUUGAGGAGCUCUAUCGCAAGCUGAAACAAGUGACGCGCCGUUGGCAGUUGUGGAAUCAUAAAUCUUUUGGAGGUGUUACUUCCAGGGGAUAUGUGUCUGAGUUGGCCUCUUGGGAGAGGAAUGUUCAACUUCGUGGAGUGUUGGUACCUAAAAGUCAAUCAAAUUUACGCGACUCCAACGUGCUUCCACGGUUUGAUGAACUCUGCGUUCAUUUCGAGAAUCUCCUCGAAAGUUUCAAACAAGGCAUCUAUCAGCCACUUUCUGACUUUUUUCAAAAUGAAAAAGUACUUUGUCAUCUUAAAAGUGUUCCCAGAGACUUAGAGAAACUUUUGAAUCAAUGGCAUCUUCUUCUUACGUCUGGUGUUAUCGACGAGAGGUUAUUCAGCCCGACUAGUGCCGAAGGACUUUACCCUAUAGGAAUACGAAACCGAUUACACGACUUUGAUCUCGUGUUACGACUUAUUCCCGACCUAACAGAAAAAGCUUACGAAGCGUUGCGACUCGCCCGUCGGUGGAGGUUGAUUGGAAAGACCUCUGCUGUCCAGCGAGAUGAAACUUACAUUAUUUCUAGAGAACAGACAGCUAGGUUGCAAAAGCGUCGCACAUCCAAAAGAUUGAAAAAAGUGAAUACUUUGGAAGAGGAAGUAGAGCAGUCUAAAGCACAGUGCCUCUCUCUUGAAGAGGAACUUAACAAGUCCAAUACUAAAUAUCAGGAAAUUGAGAAAGUGGUCACUGCUUACCGACAGCAAUGCAAUCAGCUGGAAAACGAGCUUGAUGUCGUGAAAAGAAGAUGUGAAUCGCUGAAAGAAAAGCUAGAAAACUCCAAAAAAGAAAAGCGAAGCACGGGUAAUGAGAUAGAGAGCUCUCAGGAGCAUUGUCGUGUCUUACAACAAGAACUAAACACUGCUAGACUCAAGUAUUGUACACAGAAAGUGAAAUUUAUUAAUACCAAGAAACGAUGCGUUCAACUGACAAAUCAACUGAAUGCAACCCGAGAACAGAUGACACAACUGGAAUGUGAACUAGAGGCGAGGAAGAAACAGUGCCAGGCACUACAAGUUAAACUGGAAAAUUCCAAGAAAAACAUUUUUACUCAAGGUAACAUGCUGGAUGUACUACAGAACCAGUGUUACAUGCUAAAAGAAGAGUUAGACGGAACAAAAUCCAAGUGUUUAAAGUUAACAUGUGAACUGGAGAAAUCUCAGGACAGAUGUUCUACUCUGGAGAGAAACAUGAACGGGUUAAAAGAGCAGUUCCAAACUCUAGAGAUCGAGCUUAGGAGAGCAAAGACACGAGAAGAACUGUUAGUUCAACAGAAUACACAGUUAAGAAAACUCUUUCAAGAUAACGGAUUACAAGAACCUAGCUUGUUAAAGGUCAAUUUACACACACCAGACACAGGCCCCACCUGACAAGCAAUCAGAAGAGACUGUGAUCAGUUGAGAUCAUUCUCAACUUUACAACUUGAUCCAAUUUCUUAAUAAAAGAGUUAUUCUCUUCAAAGGACAAUCGAUGUUUAAUAAAUCAAAAGCCGUAAUGGACGAAAUCCAUAUUUACAAAUUCAACCACGACAGACAUAGAUUCUCACAGUAAACUCAUAACCAGUCUCUGGAGACGUCGCUCACUUGCGAGCAGUCUUGGAUGUCUAUAGACACAGCAGCCACUGCUAAAUGAAUAGCCGCUAGAUUUUAUCUUCAACGGGACUAUCACUUCAAAAAUGUUUCUUGUGUUUUAUACAGCACCCAAAAAAAUUUGGUCUCGAAAUACAGAUUAUUGGGAGAGUAAAGAUAGCAUUCAAAAUUUUUCAAAAAAACACAUUUUAAUUUAAUAAGCUAGUGAGAUUAAUACACUGUACGCUGUAUGUCUUAAGUUAUCUAAAUAGUAGAUAUAAGAUUAGUUCUUAGGUAAUGUAUAUGGAUUGUAGAAUAUGGUAAGUUAAAUCGAAAUAUUUCAACCUUAUACAGUCUGUACUGAUAAGAGCUUUGGACAACCUCGGGCAAAUUAUUUAAAGAAUAGUAUUUUAAAAGACAUGUAUUGGACAAUA
Pocillopora verrucosa is the source of this 2737-nucleotide messenger RNA. RefSeq names its product tropomyosin-like. Lineage: Eukaryota; Metazoa; Cnidaria; Anthozoa; Scleractinia; Pocilloporidae. The record is from RefSeq and is a predicted model, not a curated record.